ACCCGGAAGCAGGAUGUGACGUGGAGUGUAAACAUGGCUGGCUGCAGCUCAGCUGGUGUCCUGGGAGGUGGGAGCUCUGCACUCAGUAUGGAGCAGCUGUCCUCCCUCACUGAGCUCCGGGAGCUGGAGGAGGCCUAUGGGCAGCUGUGUGUGGAGGAGAAAGUGGUGGGAUCAGAGCUCGAGGAGCUGCUCGGCCAGCAGAAUACAGUGGAAAACAAGAUGCUGGCUUUACAGCGCAUGGGACCAAACCUGCAGCUGAUAGAAGGUGAUGCAGAGCAGCUCUCCGGAAUGAUCACAUUUACCUGUAACCUGGCAGAAAAUGUGAGCAGCAAAGUCAGGCAGCUGGACCUUGCAAAGAGCCGGCUCUAUCAGGCUAUCCAGCGAGCAGAUGAUAUCCUGGACCUUAAAUUCUGCAUGGACGGAGUGCAGACUGCCUUGAGAAAUGAAGAAUAUGAACAAGCAGCGGCUCAUAUACACAGAUACCUGUGCCUGGAUAAAUCCGUCAUUGAGCUGAGCAGGCAGGGGAAGGAAGGGAGUAUGAUUGAUGCCAGUCUGCAGCACCUACAGGAGGCAGAACAGCGUCUCAAAAUCCUGGUUGGUGAUAAGUUUGAUGCUGCAACAAAAGCCGGAGACCUGCCGCAGGUAGAGAGAUUCUUCAAAAUCUUUCCACUCCUGGGAUUGCAUGAAGAAGGAAUCCGCAAGUUCUCUGAAUACCUCUGUAGACAGGUUGCCAUCAAAGCCGAGGAGAAUCUGCAGCUAGCACUGGGCUCAGAGGGCAAGGAACGGCGCACUGCACUUAUUUUUGCUGAUACGCUGACUCUGCUAUUUGAAGGAAUCGCUCGGAUAGUAGAGACCCACCAGCCGAUCGUGGAGACUUACUAUGGCCCUGGUAUGCUGCACAUGCUGAUCAGACACCUGCAAGCAGAGUGCGACCGACAGGCUGACAAAGUGGUGGAUAAGUUCAUACAACAGAGAGACUAUCACCGGAAGUUCCAACAAGUUCAGAACAGCAUGAUGCGAGCCUCCUCUACAGAGAAGAUUGAACCACGGGAUUUGGACCCCAUCCUAGCUGAGGUGUCCUUAAUGAGUGCUCGCACAGAGCUCUACUUGCGCUUCAUCAAGAGACGUCUUUUAUCGGACUUUGAGGUUGGGGACGCUAUGGCUGCAGAGGAUGUGAAGCAAGAGCACCAACAGAGUUUGGACAAACUGCUGAACCAUUGUCUGCUGCGCUGUACCAUGCAGGAGGUGAUUGGCUGCUAUAUCACCAUGGAGGAAUUCUACAUGAGGGAGAGUGUGAACAAGGCAGUUGCCAUGGACACAUGCGAGCGCGGUCAGAUGAUCUCCAGUAUGGUCGAUGAUGUCUUCUACAUUGUGAAGAAAUGCGUUGGGCGUGCUUUAUCCAGUUCCAGCAUAGACUGUCUGUGCGCCAUGAUUAACCUCUCUACCACCAUGCUGGAGUCCGACUUCAAAGAGGUCCUGUGUAACAAGCUGAGGAUGGGCUUUCCAGCCACCACAUUCCAGGAUAUCCAGCGUGGAGUCACCAGUGCGGUCAGCCUAAUGCAGAGUAGUCUGCAGCAGGGAAAGUUUGACACUAAGGGUAUCGAAAGCAAUGAUGAAGCCAAGAUGUCGUUCCUGGUAUCUCUCAAUAACGUGGAGGUCUGCAGUGAAAAUAUCACAACCUUGAAGAAAAAUCUGGAGAAUGAUUGCAACAAGUUAUUCAGCCAAGAUGUUGGAGGUGAACAAGCUCGGGCUAAGAUUGACAGCUGUCUCUCUGACAUGGCAUCUGUGUCCAACAAGUUCGGAGACCUCCUGCAGGAGGGUCUUGGGGAGCUGAAUAGUACAGCCGUAAAGCCUCAAGUGAAGCCGUGGAUUAACCUCUUUCUGUCUGUGUCACAUAACAUUGAGGAGGAGGAGUUUAAUGACUACGAAGCGAAUGAUCCCUGGGUGCAGCAGUUUAUAGUCAACCUGGAGCAGUUUAUGGCCGAGUUCAAGGCCGGCCUGUCCCCGGUUAUCUACGAGAACCUGACCAGUCUGCUCACCAGUCUGAUUGCCAUGCAGCUGGAGAAAGUGGUUUUAAAGUCCACGUUCAGCAGGCUGGGUGGACUGCAGUUUGACAAGGAGCUGCGCUCUCUCAUUGCGUACCUCACCACAGUCACAACGUGGACCAUCCGGGAUAAAUUUGCUCGCCUCUCCCAAAUGGCGACAAUCCUGAAUCUGGAAAGGGUGACAGAAAUCUUAGACUACUGGGGUCCUAACUCCGGCCCUCUUACAUGGCGUCUUACACCAGCUGAGGUCAGGCAAGUGCUGGCACUACGCAUCGAUUUUCGCAGUGAGGACAUCAAGCGCCUGAGGCUCUAGGUGUAUGUUGGGCAUAUUCAGAUAACAGAAUGCCCAUACAGGAAGGAGGCAGGCACGUCACUACGGAGUGAUUCAAUAGCCGUGCAGUUCGUCUUACAUUCCGGAGAGGUGACCACACGGCACGCUGUGCUAGGUGUAUGUAGGAUCGGUACAGAAACGCUAAUUACUGUAUAUUUCUAUGGAAUACAGAUUAUGGACAGA
Molecule: messenger RNA, 2559 nt
Organism: Pelobates fuscus (common spadefoot toad)
Lineage: Eukaryota; Metazoa; Chordata; Amphibia; Anura; Pelobatidae
Gene: COG4
Product: component of oligomeric golgi complex 4
Exons: 19
Coding region: 34-2358 (774 amino acids)
Biological process (GO): Golgi organization; retrograde vesicle-mediated transport, Golgi to endoplasmic reticulum
Cellular component (GO): COG complex
Source: RefSeq, a predicted model, not a curated record